Messenger RNA from Orbicella faveolata, 1226 nucleotides. RefSeq lists its product as uncharacterized. NCBI's taxonomy places the organism in Eukaryota, Metazoa, Cnidaria, Anthozoa, Scleractinia, Merulinidae. The record is from RefSeq and is a predicted model, not a curated record.
AUCUUCAACAGAAUAGAUUUUGCUGGCCGAAGUAGCUUAGCCAAUAAGAAAACGGCAUUCGUAAUAGAACGUUAGAAGAUUUAUACUACAUGUAAUAUGAAGUAAAAGAAAUAGUGACAAUUUUAAUUGUUCCUUCUUUCUCGAUGAAAUCACCUCGAUAAUCAAUAGAGUGAAACGCGAGAGAACCUUUUUGAUUUGUGAUUGGCAGGUGCCAUUUAAAGAGUACGUCAUGACCCCCUCGUGGUUCAAGACGCAUGCAUCUUACAUCAAUAGGAAUCAUAGCAUCACCAAUGACCAGAUAACAUUCAGCGCAGGCCCAAUAAUGAAUGCAGCCCUUUUAAAAGUUCCUUUGGUGGCCGCUGGCGUCCUUGAAGAUGGAGCUGUGCUGACCGUUAAGAUAACAGUGGCUAAUGACGUCAGCAUCGGAAAAAAGAAAGACGGUACCAGCUUCAUCGGAUUCGAAACGGUAGACAAGUUAAAUUAUUACCAGUUGUCUCCUUGCUUUGCAGCGGAGGGCAAGUCUGGAGAAACUCUGACAGAAGUACAAAGGCUUGAUAGGUUUAUUCCUCUCCCAAAUGAAAACUUUUAUCCUGAUCAGUUUGUCUUCACUCUUAAGCUGGAUCAGUCAAGGGGCUCAUGUUUCACUCCGCAUCGCGGAGGCUUCAUUAAGACGGCUGAAUACACGAAAAGACUGCUGCUCAGUCAUGGUCUUACUCUGGAGGUUUAUAAAACUGACAGGAGAGAGCUUGUUGGUAUCAAGUACAUUAGUAUCACUGUUACGAUUAACGAUGGUUAGAAACAAGCUGUCGGUUUUACUUUCGUGUAUUUCCUUUUAUCUUUAUAUUAUGGACUGGCAAUUAACUGUGAUAAAUCGAGGGCUAUGUACGUUGGGAACAGAGUAGCAUAGCCUGUAAGAGUUGGGGAGCACAACUUAGAGUUUGUGGACACUUUCUACUAUCUUAGAAGCACCAUUUGUUAUGAUGGAGGCGCCAGUAGUGACAUCAGCAAUAGGCACAGCAAGGCAAGAACAACCUUUGCGAGGCUGAAGCAGGUCUGGAAACAGUAGCUUUGAUGAUGCCGAUGAUGCAAAACUGAUCACUUGCAGCUGAAAAAAUAUGUCCAAAAGGUGUUCUCAUCCUGUAACCAAAGCACAGUAUAUUGAUCAUAGUAAAGAGAAAAUGCAUGAUAACAAGAAGGAUUAAGAACUAUAGUACUUCGUAGUUUUU